UUUCCAUUAAUUUAAUCAAUAGCUGAUUAGAUUUCUUUCCAAUCAGCUCGGCGUUGGCUUGUUGGUCAUAUGGUUUUCCAGCCGAUUUCCUCUUAACCGGAUCGCUGUUUGAGUGUUUGUUUCUUGUCAAUUAAUUUAAUCACCAUGAAUCUUUCAGACGCUGAACUGUCACAAAUCUAUGAGAAAACAAAGGUUUCAUCUGCUUCUCCAGCCUUGGCAACAUGUAAAACUCUGAUUCAUAUUCUGGAAACGGAUAAUUCAUCAACUCUUCAAGAAUUUAGUGUAAAGAUUACAAAAGUAAUCGAAUCCCUUGAAUCAAUUGAACCCUUGAUUGAAGUUGAAUCUCUUUCAGAGAUUUUCUUACGUUUUAUAACAUUAACAGUAGCAGAGUAUCAGUUAAUAGAUGAAGUCCGAGAAGCACUGAAAAAACGUGGCAAUUUAUUCCUAGAGAAAGUGGUCAAUUGUUCUCAGAAAAUCGUCAAAUAUGGUCACCCAUUCAUUUACGAAGGUUCCAAUAUCCUGGUUCACUCAUAUUCCCCUGUUGUUUUGGAUACUCUGUUAUUUGUAAAGAAUUUAGGAAAACGUUUCUGUGUUUAUGUAACUAAAUCAGCUCCUGAUAAUAGCGGUGAAAAAAUGUAUAACCAGUUGAAAUCCCACGAUAUUCAAUGUUCACUCAUCUUGGACGCUGCUAUCGGUCAUUUCAUUGAAAAGGUUGACAUGGUUAUGGUUGGUGCCGAUGGUGUUGUUGAAAACGGUGGCAUUAUCAAUAAAAUUGGCACUUAUCCGUUGGCCUUGUGUGCGAAAGCCUUUAACAAACCAUUAUAUGUAUUAGCUGAAAGUUACAAGUUCAUCCGUCAUUAUCCACUUAAUCAAGCCGAUAUACCUCAGCCCAUCAGGGGAACCGAUAAAAGAGUCCGUCGGAAAAGUGGUACUGUCGAUGAUUUCUGUCCACUUGUUGAUUAUACUCCACCGAAAUAUAUUACUCUUCUUCACACCGAUUUAGGUACUUUAACCACCGCUGCCGUUAGUGAUGUUCUAAUACAACUUUACCUAUGAUAAUUAAUGAACUGUACAUAUUUAUAUUUAUAUUUAUAUUAGAUCAUUUUCUUAGGUCAAAUUUUUGUAUAAGUCGUUUGUUUAUCUUUGGAAAUGGUCAAUUGUUUUGCUUUUAAAGGUUAAGAAAAAUUUCCGAUUCCAAUGGGAAAACAUCAAAAUCCUCGCCAUCACAAUCAAUCAAUUGUAUCGAAUCACCAAGGGAACCAUGAUGCUGAAUUUUAUCGUCAACAGCUAAAUAUUCAAUUACCUGGGAAUCAUUAGAGAUUUUAACUGCUCUCGUGUAACAAUCAACAUCAAAAUUAUCAAACAAUUUUGUCCGUUGUAGAUAAACACACUCAGCAUCCAUGGCCCCCAUUCCAAUGACUUUACCUUUCACCUCGACCCAUAAAUUGUUAGACAAUUGAUCUCGUAUCUAAUGAGAAAUAACAUUAAUCAUCACGAUCAGUAAAUUAUUGUGGACAAAUUUUGAUUGUCACAAUUUGAAAGAAGCUAUUUUCAAAUCAAUAGCUUUUUCUAUCCAUUAGAAAAUGAAUCAGAAAACUUACCUGAGAAAAAUGUUGUUCAUUUUCAAUAUUUUUAACGAAUAUUAUCAAAUUUGAAUUGGAACAAUCAACAACCCGGAUUCGUUUUAAUCUUAAUUCAACCUGAUAAUCAAACAGACAAAUCAAAUUACAAGUUAAUUGUCAUGUCAAACUUUUCGAGUAAUCAAAACAACAAACCAAAUCAACUCACCGCUUUAAUUUUACCCAAUUGGAUCACAGUUUUACCAAUCAUAUCCUUCAUCUGCUGGACAGUUACUCUCGGUGUACAAUCCAUAAUUAGUCAAUUAAAUUAUUUAAAAGACGAAACAAUCAACAAAGUAAAAUUUUAAAACGUAACAAUUAAAAACCGAAAGCGAAAACAUUUAAGAGGAAAACAAAAAGUUCUAAACUAGUGACAUCUAUUGUCUCCCGUUGGAACUAAAAAGUUUUGAAUUUAUUUUUCGUUUUUUUGUUAAUCUUCAAUGUGAACUUAUAUCGGAACAAUUAACUAAUAAAAUUAAUCUUUCCAUGGAA
Molecule: messenger RNA, 2111 nt
Organism: Panonychus citri (citrus red mite)
Lineage: Eukaryota; Metazoa; Arthropoda; Arachnida; Trombidiformes; Tetranychidae
Gene: eIF2Balpha
Product: translation initiation factor eIF-2B subunit alpha-like
Exons: 5
Coding region: 145-1056 (303 amino acids)
Biological process (GO): translational initiation
Cellular component (GO): eukaryotic translation initiation factor 2B complex
Molecular function (GO): guanyl-nucleotide exchange factor activity; translation initiation factor activity
Source: RefSeq, a predicted model, not a curated record